CUGAACCUGAAGUUAGGCGUAGGCUUUAAAACUUACACAACCGGCGCACGUAUGGCCAACGCAGCAGCAACAGUCUACACUACCUCACUUCGGCUCCAUUGCAGAAGACCAUCCAUCAGGAUUAGGGCAUCGACACCCAUGGCCGCUACCCCCACCACAGCCACCACUACCACUGUUGUCCCUGCCAUCAUCGUUGGAGGUGGACGUGUAGGAAGAGCUUUGCAGAGUAUGGGUAACGGCGACGAUGUUCUUGUGAAGAGAGGCGAAUCACCGCCUCUUGAUUUCCCUGGACCCAUCUUAGUCUGCACUAGGAACGACGAUCUUGAAGCUGUGCUUCAAUCCACUCCUCAGUCCCGCUGGAACGAUUUGGUUUUCUUCCAGAAUGGAAUGCUUGAGCCUUGGAUUCAGAGUAAAGGCCUUGAGGAUGCAGAGCAGGUCUUGGCAUACUUCGCCAUCUCUAAGCUCGGUGAACCUCCCAUUGAUGGUAAGACUGAUACCAAUCCAGAGGGCUUGACUGCUGCAUAUGGCAAAUGGGCUCCUGCGAUAGCUGCAAGAUUACAUUCUGGUGGUCUUUCUUGCAAGGUGCUGGAAAAGGAAGCUUUCCAGAAACAGAUGUUGGAGAAACUGAUAUGGAUAUGUGCUUUCAUGCUUGUUGGAGCUCGGCACCCGGGAGCCACUGUAGGGGUUGUGGAGAAGGAGUACCGUUCUGAGGUUGGUAGCCUCAUUUCAGAACUCGCAUCAGCUGCAGCGGCAGAGAAAGAUCUAGUUUUUGAAGAAGCCAUGGAGGAGAGGUUAUGUGCUUAUUCAAGAGCGGUUGCACAUUUUCCAACUGCUGUGAAAGAGUUCAAAUGGAGGAAUGGAUGGUUCUAUUCGCUCACCCAAAAGGCACUUGCUGAAGGGAAAUCAGACCCAUGCCCUUUACAUACAGCAUGGCUCAAGGAGCUGAAAGUUGUAUAAGAGAGAUUUCCAAGUGUUGUUCUCAAUCUACUUCAACUGCAUUGAACUAUUGCUAAGAAGAGUAGUUGAUUGAUGUCCUCUGCAUCAGAGUCGUGCUUUGCAUUCCUUGUGUCAGGGUUCCUCAGAAUUGUAACAGAUAAGUACUAUGAGGCUGUAUAAAAUCCAAUGCAACCAGUAUUUUGUUCUCUUCAAA
Molecule: messenger RNA, 1150 nt
Organism: Telopea speciosissima
Lineage: Eukaryota; Viridiplantae; Streptophyta; Magnoliopsida; Proteales; Proteaceae
Exons: 5
Coding region: 52-957 (301 amino acids)
Source: RefSeq, a predicted model, not a curated record